GACCAGCGAGCGCGUGUUAUACGUUGGCCGUAGAUAGAGCUUUGAUGGCGGACGCCAUUCGUCGAUAGCUCCUUUUAGAUUGCCUAAACAGGCGUGAGGUAUUGGAUCGGUGCUAUUUUCGGGUUAACGCGAUUUUUCGGAUGGCCACCAUCGCCUAAGGAAAUUUUAUGUUAUUUUCUUGUUUAUUGGUGUUCGAUCCUUUGUUGUCCAGCCUUGUUCAUAAUGCCUUCCCUAUUAGAAGCUUUGGAACAAAAAUACGGCGAGGGUUCCACUGAUUCGGAAGGUUCCGAUGAGGAAGCUGGUAUUUCGGUUGCUAUAUUUGUACCAUGCAAAUCACCUAGAGCCUUGGUGCCGGCGUUACUGGUAUUGAAUGAUUGCGACAUUGCCACAGCCGGCGAAAAAGAAGCGUUGGUUGCCAAAUGUUCCAACGUCGAGGAAUUGGACCUUGCCAAAAAUAAACUGAACCAUUGGGAUGAAGUUUUUGGAAUUUUGCAACAAAUGCCCCGCCUAAAAUUCGUCAACUUAAGUUUCAACGUAUUGUCAAAACCCCUCGAAGUCAACCUGGACAAAAGUACCAAAUGGAAGGAGCUAAAGAGUUUAGUUUUGAACUCGACUUUCGUCAAUUGGGAUAGCGUUCAAGAAAUCCUAGACCACCUUCCUUGCCUUGAAGAGUUGCACCUCAGCUUAAACGAUUACAACAACGUAGAUUUACACAAACCUAAAGACUGCGAGUGUUCACAAAAUGAUAACCAAAACUGCGACUGCCAAAAUUACAAAGUGAAGCACAAACAUUCGGUUUUACGCAUUUUGCAUUUUACCGGUAAUCCCGUAGACGACUGGAAAGAAAUAAGCAAAUUAGGAUACGCGUUUCCAAAACUCGAAUCUUUGGUGUUGGCCGAAUGUCCGAUAAAGUCUAUCGAGGUAGCGGAAACCCAAGAAGAGAACUCUGGAGGUAAUAAAAAUUACGACACAAAGGGGAGCGGUUCGGGGAAAUGGGACGACAUUGAGGCGCCUCACGACGCGUUUAAAACGCUCAAAGUGCUUAAUCUUAACUCGACAAUGUUGUCUUCGUGGGACGAUAUCGGCAAACUUUCAAAGUUUCCCAAUUUGCACUGCGUGAGAAUCCAGGGCUGUCCUUUAUGGGAAAGCAACGAAUACACAGAACACGAAAGACGGCAGCUUUUGAUCGCGAGGCUUCCCAAUGUUAAAACUCUCAACGGGGGCGGAGCCAUUUCGGCAGACGAACGAGAGGAUGCCGAAAGAGCUUUUAUUCGGUAUUACAUGGAUAAGCCAGAAAGUGAUCGCCCAGAUAGGUACUUUGAACUAGUCCAAAUUCAUGGUAAACUAGACCCCCUAGUUAACGUCGAUCUCAGACCAGAGAAGAGAGUAAAAGUUACUUUUACUUGUGGGACCAACAGUGAGGUUAGAUCCGUCGACGUUUAUCGAACGGUUAGCGACUUAAAAUCAAAAUUAGAAAGCUUUGCCGGAUUCUCUGCUGCCAAAAUGAGGUUAUUUUAUGUAGACCAAGAGUUCAGGGACAUCCAGGGUCCAGAAGAAAUGAAAUAUCCACACAAACAACUUUAUAGUUACAAUAUUAGAUCGGGGGAUGAGAUCAUAAUAGAUUGCAAGAGAAGAACGCUUAGCGAAACAAAAUUUUCAGAAAGCAAAGAGAAGGAGAUUUACAAUCUGUGAAUAUAUAUGGUAGCAGUUAUUUUCGGAAAACCGGUAAAACUUUUAACUCUAUUGAGAUUAAAUACAUACAAGAAAAUGGUACAUUUUAUGAUUAUAUUCAGGUUAAAGGAAAUUUGUUGGAAAGUGACAAACUGCAGGGAAGAAUUUUUAAAAUCAGCAAGAGUGCUAGUCAAUUCUGCUAGAUCCGCAAUAAAGUAUGUAAGUAUAGAACUUCUGCUUAUUCAGAACUUUUUGCCAUAUCCAACAAAUUUCCUCGGGUAUCGGGCAGAGUACACAGUAACAUUAGAAAAGCAAUAAAAUGUUAUAUUUUAGAUUUAUUUAUUAACCCUAUUAGCAGCAUUACUUUAUUAUUUUUGUAACGUUUGUGAUAUUUUUGCCAAUAAGAGUUCUUACUCAAAGUUUAUGGCAUGAUCAUCUUAUUUGUAAUGACUGCUGUGCAGUAUAUAUUGUUUUGUUUACAUUAUCGUAUUUUCCGAAGGUAUUUUCAUACAGCCUAUGAAAACUGUCUUUGUUGUGAUAAAUCUAAAAUGUGUUUCAAGGGGAGGAUAUAAUCCGUUUUUUUUUAGUGUAGUGAUGGUCCGAAAGACUACCAACCCACUUUGUGAUAAGUGAUAACCUAACUAUAUUGAUAAGAAUUUUACUAAUAUAAU
Cylas formicarius (sweet potato weevil) is the source of this 2342-nucleotide messenger RNA. It is a transcript of the gene mlt, whose product is annotated as tubulin-specific chaperone cofactor E-like protein. NCBI's taxonomy places the organism in Eukaryota, Metazoa, Arthropoda, Insecta, Coleoptera, Brentidae. The transcript has 7 exons. Gene Ontology annotation, molecular function: alpha-tubulin binding. Gene Ontology annotation, biological process: protein folding. The record is from RefSeq and is a predicted model, not a curated record. The coding region runs from base 223 to 1692 and encodes 489 amino acids.